GCACAGUUGGUGCAGCAGACAUGUCACGAAAACGAAAAUGUUGCUCAGGAAAGGGAAACAGUAUUUAGUAUAUAUAGUGCAGUUUAUCCUGAUAUCAGCGUGUUGCGGAUUAACGGAAAGAGAAAUAGUCAAUCUCAGAGCCAAUUUUAACGGAGGGUCACGAGGUCUUGCGUAGGCUGCCACUUAACUUACCUAGACUACCUAUAGGCUAGGUAGUAGGCGUUUCUUAGGAAAUACUGGGAAGAUGUGCGUGCCAUGUUCUAUCAUGCAUAUGAAGGUUAUAUGACACAUGCAUAUCCGUAUGAUGAAUUACGACCAUUGACUUGUGAUGGUCAUGAUACAUGGGGCAGUUAUUCUCUAACACUCAUUGAUGCUCUUGACACUUUGGCUGUAAUGGGAAAUAAGACUGAAUUCCAGCGAGUGGCUGCACUGUUAUUGGAAAAGGCCAACUUUGACCUUGACAUCAAUGUCUCUGUGUUUGAGACCAAUAUCAGAAUAGUUGGUGGCCUUUUGAGUGCUCAUCUUAUGUCGAGAAAAAUGGGGCUUGAAUUGGAAGAGGGAUGGCCUUGCUCUGGUCCUUUGUUGAGAAUGGCCAAAGAUGUUGCAAAUAGACUUUUACCAGCUUUUGACACCCCCACUGGAAUGCCUUAUGGUACUGUGAACUUGAAAGAAGGUGUUCCCUAUGGUGAAACACCUGUAACUUGCACCGCUGGUGUUGGUACCUUCAUUGUAGAAUUUGGUACAUUGUCAAGACUCACGGGAGAUACUGUUUAUGAAGAGGUAGCAAUGCGUGCAAUGCAUGCAGUUUGGGACCACAGAUCAUCCAUAAAUUUGCUAGGCAACCAUAUUGAUGUCACUACAGGGAGAUGGACAGCUCAAGACUCUGGAAUAGGUGCUGGUAUUGAUUCGUAUUUUGAGUACCUUGUUAAAGGAGCCACCCUACUUCAAAGACCUGAGUUAAUGGCUAUUUUUAAGCAAGCAAGAGCUGCAGCCGAUAAAUAUUUACGCCACGAUGAUUGGUAUUUAUGGGCAACAAUGACUAAAGGGCAUGUGACGAUGGCAGUAUUUCAGUCCCUGGAAGCAUAUUGGCCUGGAGUUCUGGCAUUGAUAGGAGAUACAAAUUCAGCGAUGAAGAUAAUUUUCAAUUACCAUCAAGUAUGGAAGCAGUUUGGUUUUACUCCUGAGUUUUAUAACAUCCCUCAGGCAGAAACUUCUGCCUAUCGGGAAGGUUAUCCUUUACGACCAGAACUAGUCGAGUCUCUGAUGUAUCUGUACCGCGCCACAAAGGAUGACACUUUGUUAAAAAUGGGGGCAGAUAUUGUGCGGAGCAUACAGCAUUCAGCAAAGACAAGCUGUGGAUAUGCAACAGUUAAGAAUGUUAAUGACCACACACUUGAUAACAGGAUGGAGAGUUUCUUUUUAGCAGAAACAACCAAAUAUCUCUAUCUUUUGUUUGAUCAAGAAAACUGGCUACAUAAUACUGGUAGUUUUGGCAUUGUUAUGGAUGUGAAAGGCCGGAAUUGCAUUCUUGAAGCAGGUGGAUAUAUAUUCAACACAGAGGCUCAUCCUGUUGAUCCUGGUGCUUUGGCCUGUUGUUAUCUGAAAGAAGAGGAUUGGACUUUGUCUUUAGAUGAUCAAGUUGCUCUUAUAAUUGAUCCAACUACACCAUGGAAUGAUCACAAGGGUCACAGUUCCAAGAAGAACAAGCAAGAGGAUAAUUCCCAAGAUUGCCAGGAUGUGGAAACGGAGAGCGAAGAUAAUUCUUUGGGGGAGAAUGAAAAAGGACCAAAAGAAGAUGAAGAGGCAAAUGAAAAGAAUGCUAAUGAAGUUGAAAACAUUGUAACAAUUCCACAAACCAGUGAAACAAAAGAAAGUGGAAAUAUUUUAUUUGAGGGGAUGGCUCAGGAUGUUCAAGUUAGUGAUGACAUCAAGGAAAUGUAUCAUUUAAUGAAAAGUCUGGAUGAGAAGCCCAGUGAGAGCAAGACUGACGAGAUGGAUGACACAGACAAUGAUAGUCAAGGAGAUGAAAUUUUAACAGAAAAUUCUUCAGUGGAUGGUGAUGCAAGUGAUCCAAAUACUACUGAAAACUUGCAAGAAUUUCUCAGCCCACAGAGCGAGAUGCAACAUGAGAAUGCCAUAGAAACUAAUGAUGAAAUACCCAGAAUUAUUAAGCAGGAUGAAGGACCACGCUUUUCAUCUCUAAGUGAAACUGUUGAAAGAGGAUUGGGUGCUAAUGUUUCGGGUAUGGAAGGGGCUAGUAUUGCACCAAGCGUUUCAAGUUCAAAGUAUGCUUCUAACUCAGGUGUUCCUCGCAUAGUGAAUGAGCCAAGGGACAGCAAGGCUUCAAAACCAGUUAAAAAAGUAUUUGUACUGAGAGAACUAAAAGAGAGACUAGUUAGUGACCUAUCUUCAUAUAGAAAUUUCACUCUCUCAGUCAGUCAUUCCUUGUUGUCAUGCUCCCAUCCAUCAUUUAGUAAUUUGCUUAAUAUUAAAGGGCAGAUGUUUUAUCCUUAGAACUUAAUCAAUUUCAAUCAGUUUUUAUUUUCGUAAAUAAUUUAAUUUGUAUGCAUUUUUUGAAUUUCAAUAAAAAUUUGUAUAAAUACAUAUUAUUUUACUCAA
Molecule: messenger RNA, 2619 nt
Organism: Macrobrachium nipponense
Lineage: Eukaryota; Metazoa; Arthropoda; Malacostraca; Decapoda; Palaemonidae
Gene: Edem1
Product: ER degradation-enhancing alpha-mannosidase-like protein 2
Exons: 12
Coding region: 256-2514 (752 amino acids)
Biological process (GO): mannose trimming involved in glycoprotein ERAD pathway; endoplasmic reticulum mannose trimming; carbohydrate metabolic process
Cellular component (GO): membrane; endoplasmic reticulum
Molecular function (GO): calcium ion binding; mannosyl-oligosaccharide 1,2-alpha-mannosidase activity
Source: RefSeq, a predicted model, not a curated record